AUGCCACCUCAAGCUCUAACUGGGGAUCAAGACGCUAUUGAUGACUUUCUCCGGAAGUUCGAAAUAUUUCUUUUUGACUGCGAUGGAGUACUUUGGUCGGGAGAUUACGUUUUUCCUGGGACCGUGGAAACUCUCGAACUGCUGAGGGCCAAAGGGAAAAAGAUUGUCUUUGUCACUAAUAACUCAACCAAAUCGCGCGAGGAAUACCAAAAAAAGCUCGCCUCGCUAGGUAUAGCUAGCACGACUGAAGAAAUCUUUGCAUCUGCCUAUUCUUCAGCUAUCUACAUCUCUCGGAUCCUCCAACUACCAUCUCCAAAAAACAAAGUGUUUGUCCUGGGUGAAUCUGGCAUCGAGCAGGAGCUUCAGAGUGAAGGGAUAGAGUUUAUUGGCGGAACAGAUCCAGCCUAUCGACGUCCAAUUACAUCCGAAGACCGGGAGCGCCUUGCCGAUGGAUCUUUUCUAGAUGGCGACGUGGGAAUUGUUCUGGCUGGUCUUGACUUUCACAUUAACUAUCUAAAGCUUGCCGUAGCUUACCAGUAUCUCGCUCGUGGUGCUGUUUUCCUCGCAACCAACACCGAUAGCACCUUGCCGUCUAACAACACUUUUUUUCCUGGAGCUGGCUCCAUUUCAAUACCACUCACAAAUAUGACGGGCCAGACACCUCUAGCUCUGGGAAAGCCAAGCCAGGCCAUGAUGGAUGCUAUAGAGGGCAAGUUUAAACUUAACAGGGCAAAAACCUGCAUGGUGGGCGAUCGUCUGAAUACUGACAUUAAAUUUGGCGUUGAAGGAAACCUUGGAGGGACACUAAUGGUCUUAACGGGAGUUAACAAGAAAGGAGAUUGGGAUCUCGACAAUUCCGCAGCGGUGCCCGGCUAUUAUGUAGAGAGACUGAGUGAUCUCAGUGGAUAUAAUGCUUAG
This is a messenger RNA of Blumeria graminis f. sp. triticale, 918 nucleotides long. The record is from the annotation of a GenBank genome assembly. Lineage: Eukaryota; Fungi; Ascomycota; Leotiomycetes; Helotiales; Erysiphaceae.